CCUGCUCGUAAUCAUUUCCCUACUGCAUGCUGUUACGGAUGGAAAGGGACUUGCGUGGCGCCCCUGGGACCCUGCCUCCCCCUUCGCUUCCACGUUUGGCACGUCUGGCUUCAGGCCGGAAGCCGCGGUUGGGAGGCUGGCGUCACGCUGAUCUGACAAAAUCAAAGCUGCAGGAAAAUGGACAGUGAGGUACAGAGAGAUGGAAGGAUCUUGGAUUUGAUUGAUGAUGCUUGGCGAGAAGACAAGCUGCCUUACGAGGAUGUUGCAAUACCACUGAAUGAGCUUCCUGAACCUGAACAAGACAAUGGUGGCACCACAGAAUCUGUCAAAGAACAGGAAAUGAAGUGGACAGACUUAGCCUUACAGUACCUCCAUGAGAAUGUCCCCCCCGUUGGAAACUGACACUCGGCUCCUUAUGAAUGGAUUUUUUUUAAAUACAUAGAUAUAAAAUGUUCUUUUAGUCUCCUAA
Molecule: messenger RNA, 469 nt
Organism: Otolemur garnettii (small-eared galago)
Lineage: Eukaryota; Metazoa; Chordata; Mammalia; Primates; Galagidae
Gene: ANAPC13
Product: anaphase promoting complex subunit 13
Exons: 3
Coding region: 178-402 (74 amino acids)
Biological process (GO): protein K11-linked ubiquitination
Cellular component (GO): anaphase-promoting complex
Source: RefSeq, a predicted model, not a curated record